This is a messenger RNA of Arachis duranensis, 4299 nucleotides long. RefSeq lists its product as uncharacterized. Gene Ontology annotation, biological process: protein phosphorylation. NCBI's taxonomy places the organism in Eukaryota, Viridiplantae, Streptophyta, Magnoliopsida, Fabales, Fabaceae. The record is from RefSeq and is a predicted model, not a curated record. The transcript is spliced from 13 exons. Gene Ontology annotation, molecular function: ATP binding; protein kinase activity.
GACAUGGAACAAAGCAGUGUAAAGUCCCUUUCUAAAAGAAAUCAACAAAGGUUGGCUAAGAUAAUAAAGAAUGUGCAUUUGAAGAGCAUGAUCAUCAAAAUAAAGGUUAGGUAGCAGUCCACUUGCUAGUUACACUAUAAUAUGAGCUCCUUAAUUGGUUUUCGUUAUGAACAAAGAAACAUGCAUUCGUUUCUGUUAUUCCAGUUUCUGCUGCUACUCUCCAUCACAUGGUUUUGUUCUUCUUCUACAACUACUUCACCAGAUACCAAUUUCCCACAUGUCUGUAACUGCACAAGAAACAGCACCUUUGAGUUAAACACCACCUACCAUACCAACCUCAAAACUCUUCUAUCUUGGCUUUCUUCCAAUGCCACUAACUCUGCCGGAUCCCACAUCACCAAGGUCGUUUCUUCUGUUAACAGCAGCGUCUAUGGCCUCUUCCAGUGCAAUGCAGAUAUAACGCCAGAGAAAUGCCAAAAGUGCAUCGAUCAAGCAGUGUAUAAUGUAACAUCAGAGUGUGCAACAUCAAAGGAAGCUGUGGUAUUUGUCAAAUUCUGCUUCCUACGUUACUCUUACAGAGAUUUCUUAACAAUAGCAGAAGAAAGCCCUAAAAUCUUCUUGCUGAACCUCAAGGACUACGUUGGCCAACUUGCUACCUUCAACAAUGAAGUGUCGGAGAUGAUGUAUACUCUGAGGCAUAAGGUUGCUGAUAUUCCCAUGGGUUCUAGAAGGUUCGCGUACGGGGAACUCAACAUCACAGCUAAACAAAGCCUUUAUGGCAUGGCAAAGUGCACCCCGGACUUGCCCCCUGAGGAAUGCAGCUCGUGUCUUGUAAACGCCGCGGCCGACAUUCCGACCGGUUGUUGCAAAGGAAAGAUCGGAGGAAGGGUUCUUUUUCCCAGUUGUGGCGUUAGAUUUGAGCUUUAUCGAUUUUAUGAGCCAUCAUCUCAUCUGAAUAUUUUGAUACUUGGAGGAAAUAGGAAAAACAGGUCACACCAGAGACAGAUUAUUAUUUCCAUCAUCUCAACUGUUGUUUCUGUGCUGCUGCUAUGUUUUGGUUGCUCUUUAUGUUUCCUAAGUCGACGACGACAAAGGAAGCUUCUUAGGGGAAUUCUUCUUAGAGAAAGCUUUGGGGAUGAAUCAUUGGCUUCUUUUGAGUCUUUACAGUUUCAGUUGAGUGAAAUUCAAGCUGCUACCAACAACUUCUCCCAAGGAAACAAGAUAGGAAGAGGUGGAUUUGGGGAAGUUUACAAGGGUGUUCUUGAAAAUGGGCAAGAAGUAGCAGCAAAGAGACUCUUGGGAAACUCUUGGCAAGGUGCAGAAGAAUUUAAGAAUGAGGUUCUUGUUAUGGCCAAGCUUCAACAUAAAAAUCUGGUCAGAUUACUGGGGUUUUGUUUGGAAGGACAAGAGAGGAUACUUGUCUACGAAUAUGUCCCUAACAAGAGCCUUGACUACAUUUUAUUUGAUCCUCAGAGAAGCAGGCCAUUAACUUGGUCUGAACGAUACAAGAUUAUUAGAGGAAUUGCGCGAGGGAUUUUAUACCUUCAUGAGGAUUCUCGUUUAACAAUCAUCCAUCGAGAUCUUAAACCAAGUAAUAUUUUAUUAGAUGAUGGUAUGAAUCCAAAAAUAUCAGAUUUUGGUAUGGCAAGAAUAGUAAUUACAGAUCAAAUUCAAGUGAAUACUCAUAGGGUUGUUGGCACAUAUGGUUAUAUGUCUCCAGAAUAUGCAAUGGAAGGAAUAUUUUCGAUAAAAUCUGACGUGUAUAGUUUUGGAAUCAUAGUACUUGAGAUUAUGAGUGGAAAAUCGAAAAAUUCUUUUUGUGAACCACACUUCUCAGAUGACAUCCGACUUUCUGCAUGGGCAAAAUGGAAGGAAGAAAAGGCAUUGGAAUUAUUGGAUACAACUUUAAAAGGAAAUUAUUCUGAAAAUGAAGUGAUGAGAAGUAUACAGAUUGCCCUGUUAUGUGUUCAAGAUGAUCCAAAUGAGAGGCCUACAAUGACAGAAAUUGUGUCAUACCUCAGUAGUUCUUCAGGGGAAGUACCUUUGCCUCAAGAACCAAUAGUUUCAAAAAGUAGAAAGAUGGAUUAUAUGUCUUACUACCACAAAACGCAUUCCAUAAAUGAUUCUAUCAACGAUUUGUCAGUGAGCACAUUUCUCCCUAAUGAUGAUUCAUCUUCCAACCUAUUCAUGAUGAGUUCCUUCUACUUCUUCCUUCUGCUUCCAUCUCUCUUCUUUUUCUUCCUCCCCAUUCACUGCUUUAACAUCAUCCAAGGAGCCACCGAUAAAAAUACUAAAGCUUAUUAUAACUGCACAAUCAAUGGCACUUUUGCAUCCAAUAGCACAUACCGUUCCAACACCAUAACACUCCUUAACUGGCUCUCCUCCAAUGCCACCACAGAUUCCAGAUCCUACAACACUACAGUAAUUGGUAAAACCACUUCAGACACAGUCUAUGGCCUCUACAUUUGUACAAGAGACAGCACACCAGGAAUGUGCCAAGACUGUGUGGCAGAAGCAUCAAAACUCAUAUCAUCUCUUUGUAGCAAAGCAAAAGAAGCCAUGGUUUGGUACCGUGUAUGCUAUAUGCGUUACUCUAAUCGUAAUUUCUUCUCCAAUGUGGAGGAAAGUCCAAGUAUCACCUUUGUGAGUGACAUUGACUAUGUGGGUCAAGUUGGGCGCUACAACACUAUUCUCUGGAAUAUGCUGAAUGAUAUGAGAACUAUGGCCGCUGCUGAUUCAAAUAAAACGGCUGCAAUGACUCAGAAAAUCACAGAUCAUCAAAACAUAUAUGGUUCCGCUUGGUGUCUCCCUUAUCUUUCCACCGAGAACUGUAGCUGGUGUCUCAGUGAUGCCAUUGCAUAUAUUCCAGCAGGUUGCUGCAGGGGAAAAUCUGGAGGAACUGUCAUGUAUCCCAGUUGUGGUAUUAGAUAUGAAUUAUAUCCAUUCCUUAAGGAACACAAUAUAAUUCCUCGGCCGCUGCGGCCACCACCACCGCAAAGAGAUUCUCGUCCUUUGGCUCCACCAGGUAAACGAAAGCAGAAGAACUUACCAUUAAGUAAAGUCGCUGUUCCAAUUGCCAUUGUCGUUGCACUUGUGCUUUUAACUUUGGGUGGUUGCUGCUUUCUACGUAGAAAAGGAAGAAAGAAUCAAGAUGAUAUUCUCAAAGAAAACUGUAAUGUGGAGAAAUAUAGAUUUCUUUUGUUAUUUUCGCAACCUUAGAAAAUCAUUUAACAGAAUUCAAACACUUUUGGUGUAGUUGGGAAUGAUAUAAGCACUUUGGAGUCCUUGCGAUUUGAACUAGCCAGGAUUGAAGCUGCAACAAAUAGAUUUGCCACAGAGAACAGGGUAGGCAAAGGUGGAUUUGGAGAAGUCUAUAAGGGUAUUCUUUUAAAUGGACAAGAAAUUGCUGUGAAGAGGCUUACUAGAAGCUCUGGACAAGGUGCAAUAGAGUUUAAAAAUGAGGUUCUUGUUAUAGCUAAGCUUCAACACAGAAAUCUAGUGAGGUUACUGGGAUUUUGUUUGGAAGGUGAAGAAAAGAUACUCAUCUAUGAGUAUGUGCCAAACAAAAGCCUUGACUACUUUCUUUGUGAUCCUCAAAAGCGAAGACAAUUAUCUUGGAUUCAACGUAAACAGAUCAUCAUGGGAAUUGCUAGAGGAAUUCUAUACCUGCAUGAAGAUUCUCGCCUCAAAAUAAUACAUCGUGAUCUGAAACCUAGUAAUGUUUUGUUAGAUAGUAAUAUGAAUCCAAAAAUAUCAGAUUUUGGCAUGGCUAGAAUUGUUGCUGUGGAUCAAAACGAAGAAAACACGCAUAGAAUAGUCGGAACAUAUGGUUAUAUGUCUCCAGAAUAUGCAAUGUUUGGACAAUUCUCUGUAAAAUCGGAUGUGUUUAGUUUUGGAGUCAUGGUACUCGAGAUCAUUAACGGGAAGCGAAAAGGAACCUCCUCUUCUGAAUCAGAGUGUAUUGAUGACAUCCGGAGACAUGCUUGGGAAAAAUGGACAGAGAAAACGCCAAUGGAACUAUUGGAUCCUAACAUGGAAGGCCCUUAUUCAAAGGAAGAAGUCAUAAAAUGCAUUCAGAUUGGUUUGUUAUGUGUUCAAGAAGAACCAAAUGACAGACCUACGAUGGCAACAAUUGUUUUUUACCUAAAUAGCUCUUCACUCAACUUGCCAUCCCCUCGUGAACCAGCAUACUAUUUCAAGAACAAUAGAACAGAGGAAAGCAUGACAACAAGCAAGGAGUUGGUUAAUGACAGCAAUUCCAUCAAUGAAAUCACCAUAAGUAAAUUCUUUCCUCGUUGA